AUCGACCGGAUCCCCGCUAUGAUGCAGGUUGCACUUGGAAGCCUGUUGAUUGUUGUGACAGACUAUUGUCCUCAUACCACAGCUGCGCAGCCGCUGCGACACGAUGAAGCACUGCUCCGCCGUCCCAAGGCGACACGAUGAAGCACUGCUCUUCACAGUGAUGGAGACGUUUCUUCUGGAUGCGACCAGCGUUGGGCUGGUGGACGCUUUGCUCCAUCGCAGGUGCGGGUGCCUCAAUCUGGUUGGUUUUGUUGACAAAUCUCAAGCAAUGCUGCUCGACGUCACAUAUUUGGGCCCUGGAAUGGUAGCACGGGGCCCACCUGUCCGAAUCAAUCAGGACUUGCCUUCGAAGGCUGACUUCAGUCAGAGGCUGAUGCUGACAAAGGCAGGUUUAGCUACAAGCUCUGCUGCAGGGCCAAAGCGUGGCUGACCUAGUUCGAAAAGCAGAGCUUUGCUCAAG
Cladocopium goreaui is the source of this 460-nucleotide messenger RNA. The record is from the annotation of a GenBank genome assembly. NCBI's taxonomy places the organism in Eukaryota, Dinophyceae, Suessiales, Symbiodiniaceae.